UGCACUGCUCAUGGUGUACAGCUCCUGCACAACAGUCAAAGGUUUAUAUGAAUAAAAUAAUCGCACAGGCAUGCAUGCACACAACAGGGAACCUUUGGAUAUUUCAACCAGAGAUCCUGAGGAUGACUUUGAAUUACUCCAGAGAGUCGGUGGAGGAACUUAUGGUGAAGUUUUUAAGGCAAGGAAUAAAGAAACAGGAGAGCUGUCUGCAAUAAAAAUUGUUAAAAUGGAGCCAGAUGAUGACUUCUCAGUAAUACAGCAGGAGAUUGUGAUGGUCAGAAGCUGCAAGCACAGUAAUAUUGUGGCCUACUAUGGGAGCUACUUUAGGUUUAACAAGCUAUGGAUCUGUAUGGAAUUCUGCGGAGGAGGAUCCUUGCAGGAUAUUUACCAUGUGACUGGCCCUCUCACAGAGCAGCAGAUUGCAUACGUAUGCAGGGAAAUGUUACAGGGUUUAGAGUACCUACACAAGCAAGGGAAGAUCCAUCGAGACAUCAAGGGGGCAAAUAUUCUACUAAAUGAUAAUGGAGAAGUCAAAUUAGCUGAUUUUGGCAUUGCAGCACAAAUCACAGCUACUUUGUGUAAAAGAAUGUCUUUCAUAGGAACACCAUAUUGGAUGGCACCUGAAGUUGCAGCAGUAGAAAUGAAAGGCGGGUACAAUGAACUCUGUGACAUCUGGUCAGUUGGGAUCACUGCUAUAGAACUAGCUGAACUGCAGCCUCCUAUGUUUGAUGUCCAUCCUCUGAGGGUGCUUGUUCUAAUGGCAAAAAGUGGGUAUCAGCCUCCAAAGCUGAAGGAUAAAACCAAGUGGGGUACAACAUUUCAUAAUUUUGUUAAAGUUACACUUACCAAGAACCCGAAGAAAAGGCCCAGUGCUUACAAAAUGUUAUCGCACCAGUUUGUGUGUCAGGCUGGCCUGAGCAAAUCUUUAGCUAAUGAAUUACUAGAGAAAAUGAAGAAUCCAGAGAAGCAUGCUGCGUACAUGGAACUAGAGGAAGAAGAGCCUGAGGCACCGCCAACCAUUCCUCGAAGGAUACACUCCACAAAUCGACAUGCCAUAGCAGAAAGAUCAGAUUCAGAUAUAAAAUUGCAACAGGUCCAGCAGACUACGAAGAAUAACUCAGGCACAUACUACAAUCUGGACUACAAAGUAGAAAGCAAUUACCCCAGUUCGAGAAAUAGUAAAGGAUCUUGCAGCAGUACCAGAGAUGACCAGUCUGAUUCUGACAAUGAUUAUGAUGAUGUUGACAUACCAAUGAGAUUUCCCAGUAAAAGCAGCACCAUCCCUGUUGAUGAUGUCCCUCCUCCACUGCCUCCAAAGCCAAAAUUCCGUACAGGUUCUGAAGAGAGUGUAACAGAUGAAGAGAGAUCGGGAACAGUCAUACAGAAUCCGCUUUAUUCAAAUGUUUCUGCUCCAUUAGUCAGGUCUUCCAGUGGCCCACCUGUACCAAGAAGAUCUGAUUAUUCCCCACAAGUCAACAUGAGGGGUUCAAAUACUUCUCUCAACUCAGAUCCGUCAUCCUUGUCUACUCAGCAGUAUGAACAGCAACCACCAUUACUACCUCGGAAGAAGGACAAAUCAAGGAAGUUACCCAGUGAGAAUGAUUCACCAGCUCCAUCAAAAGCACCUAAUGGUGCCAAUUUUAAGAAAAUUUUUAAUGGCUGUCCAUUGAAGAUACAUUCAACCACAUCUUGGAGUCAGCCCUCCACCAAAGAUGAGCACCUAAUACUGGGAGCAGAGGAAGGCAUUUUCACAUUAAAUUUAUCAGAAAGUGAAGCUGUGCUAGAACUGAUAGUACCAGGGAAGUGCACCUGGGUUUACUGCAUCAGCAACACUUUAAUGUCCAUCACAGGAAAAUCGCCUCAUCUCUUUUCGCACAACCUGCUAGAACUUUGUGCUAAAAAGGAAUCGAGAUCCAUGAUUCAUAUACCAACACACAGACUGCUGCAUAAAAAAGCUGCAGCAACUACAAAGAUUCCAGACACAAAGGGCUGCAGAAUGUGCUCAGUGGUGAAUAAUAAAGACAAUGGAUCCUGUUAUCUAUGUGGGGCACUGGAGUCCAGUGUAAUAUUGCUACAGUGGUAUGAACCUAUGCAGAAGUUCCUGCUUGUAAGGAACUUUGACUUUCCAUUACCCAAUCCUUUGAAGGUAUUUGAAUUGUUGGUGAUACCAAAGCAAGAAUACCCUGUUGUUUGCAUUGGAGUAAAUAAGGGCACAUCUCCUAAUCAAGUAGUUCGGUUUGAAACCAUCAACCUUAACUCAGCGUCCUCUUGGUUUACUGAAACAGGAGCUGGACACUCCCAGGCAGGCUCUGUGAAGAUGAUUCAGAUCGAUGCUGACAGUAUUCUAAUAAUGCAGGACAACAGUGUAAAAAUUGUAACUCUUCAGGGAACUCUACAAAGUACAUUUCCAGUUCCAGAAAUAGUCUUUGACUUCUUUGUGGAAUCAGCAGUUUAUCAUGAAGACAGAAUUCUUGUAUUCUGGAAACAUGGCAUACAGACUCGAGGGCUCAGAUCAGCUGAGAUUCUUCAUGAUCUGAUUGACAGGAACAAAAUAUUCCGCCUCAUAGGCUCUGACAGACUGAUUAUCCUGGAAAAUAGGAAAGUGGAGGAUCAGUCUGGUAACAGCAACCUCUUCAUUCAGUAACGUGAACACUGAAACUUAAUGUCUUCAUACUUUCAUUAGUAUCCAUGAAAAUCUAGGCUUCCUCUAUAAGGACCUUGGAAUCAUUGAUUUCAUAUUGUUGGUUCACUAUCUGCCUACCAAAUCUGAGAUGCAUGUGGAGUUUGCUAACUGCUUUAAAGACUGCCAAAAAAGUAUCCAUUUUGCAAGAUGUAAAUGUAAAAUUGUUAUUGGUGAACAUCUGUUACAGACAAAGCUACUUCAAAAAAAUCUGAAUAUGAGAGCUGGGUACAAAGUGCAGCAUAUAUUGGGAUAGAAGGUCGUAAACCUGCUUACUGUAUUUAAAGCUUGAUGCUUUGAAAGCAUCUGCAAAACCAAGCUAAAGCAGACCUCUGAAAAUAACAUUUCCUUUUAAUGUUAUUUUAUACAAAACAUUCAAGUACAUUCAGAGGAAUCGAGAAACAUUCCAACCAUUACCCAUGUUUGGAGACUGUCAGAGGAGUAUUAUGUUGGAUACUUAUUACAUUGUGAUAUAAAUUGUUGAGCCUGCAUUAUAUUUUCCAGGACUGAUUAGGAAGUAUAUUUUCCUUCCCUGUGUGUUUAGUAUUAUCCAAGUGGUUGGUGUAUGUUUAUACUGGAUUAAGACAACAAUGUGGUUAAUAGUAGCCACAUAAUUCACCUGAUAUUAUGUAUUUUCAUUCGUGAUGUUUUAAGUUACAGAGAAAAUUAAACUUCCGAAAUCACAGAAUUA
Messenger RNA from Protopterus annectens (West African lungfish), 3371 nucleotides. Its product is annotated as mitogen-activated protein kinase kinase kinase kinase 5-like. Gene Ontology annotation, biological process: protein phosphorylation. The transcript is spliced from 33 exons. Gene Ontology annotation, molecular function: ATP binding; MAP kinase kinase kinase kinase activity. NCBI's taxonomy places the organism in Eukaryota, Metazoa, Chordata, Ceratodontiformes, Protopteridae. The coding region runs from base 71 to 2644 and encodes 857 amino acids. The record is from RefSeq and is a predicted model, not a curated record.